Scomber scombrus (Atlantic mackerel) is the source of this 3716-nucleotide messenger RNA. Its product is annotated as zinc finger protein 329. The record is from RefSeq and is a predicted model, not a curated record. The transcript is spliced from 2 exons. The coding region runs from base 101 to 1903 and encodes 600 amino acids. NCBI's taxonomy places the organism in Eukaryota, Metazoa, Chordata, Actinopteri, Scombriformes, Scombridae.
GCAGCAGAGCAGCACACACCCUCUUUUUUAAGUCCAGAUAGUGUCAGCUGUGCACAAACUACCUGGUGAGGUGUGUACAGCGGCACCCGCUCGGUCUAACAUGGCCAACGAUCUGAAAAUGCUCCUGGAGUCUUCACUGAAUGAGAUCUUUAAAGCGACAGUGAGCGACAUCCUGGACUCAGUGGACAGGACCCUGUCCGAGUAUCAGGGCCAAAUACAGAGGAUCGAGUCUGAAAAUGAGGGCCUGAAGCGGCUGCUGUUUGCAGAGAAGAAGUCUUCUGCUAAAGAUACACGCGAACAAGAUGCCACUGAAAACUGUGAACCCUCAGAAUGGAACAAUCUUCCCCUCGGCUCCUCCCAGAGCAUGUUCAGCAUGUCGAUAUGCAGCAGUGACAGGAAGAGCUCCAGGAGGAAGCACAAAGACAAGAUGAGGGAGCGCAUAUCCUCCACCUCCUUCGUGCUGCAGACUAAUCAUAUAGCAGAGCAACCAUGUGUGAACACAUCAGAGGUAGGUGUGUCCACCCAAAACUUGAUAUCCAUAAAAACAGAGCCUGACCUGGAUGACAACAGUGCUAUAGACCUCUCCCAGCCUUCACCCGUUCUCAAUCUGACAAUGAAGCAGAUAAAAACUGAGAGCACGGAGGUCACAUACGAUAGUUGUGAUGCAUAUGCGCACCUGCCGCCAUCUUCAGGCCCCGGACAGGACUCCAGAGACAGUGACAGUGCUGUUAAAGUCACCAUUGUUUCUGACAGCUACAUAGUGAAGGAUGAGUGUGGACAGUUUAUUAAGACAGAGGAAGAGGAGCAGAAUGGCGUGUUACAGUAUGGUGACAAUGACAAAUCAGAGAGCCUUGCAUUGACAUAUUACAGUGAAUCAGAAAUUGAUCCUGAGGGAACUAGCCAACAUGUUGUGAAGCCAGACAUAAAGAAUAAUUCACCUGCUGUUCCUGCAGAUGAAUUUUUGGAUAUUUGUGACAACUUUUUGCGCUGUCCCUCCUGUCCUAAAACAUUUAGUCAAGCAAACUCGCUCAACAUCCACAUCAAGACUCACAGCAGUGAGAAGGCCCACUGCUGCAACUACUGUGGCAAGCGCUUUAGUCGGGCUGACCUCCUCAAAUCCCACAAACGUACCCACACAGGAGAAAGGCCCUACAGCUGCAAUAUUUGCACUAAAACAUACGCCCAUCCCAGUCAGCUCAGAAUACACAAACGCAUCCACACUGGAGAGAAGCCGUACUCCUGCUCCCAUUGUGCGAAGCGCUUCAACGAGCACAACCAGCUUAAGGUCCACUUGCGGACGCACACUGGAGAGAGGCCUUACAGCUGCCAGGAGUGCGGGAAAACUUUCAGUAAUGCAGGAAACUUGCGAAUACAUGAGAGGAUCCACACUGGGGAGAAGCCAUACUGCUGCGCUCAGUGUGGAAAGCGGUUCAAUGGCUUGGGUGACCUCAAAACACAUUACAGAAUUCACACUGGAGAGAGGCCCUACAGCUGCGAGCUGUGUAAGAAGACUUUUAGCCAGGCGGGCCACCUCACCAUACACAUGCGGAUGCACACAGGAGAAAGACCGUACAGCUGCAAAGAGUGUGGCAAGAAGUUCACGGUGGCCAGCAGCCUUAAACUGCACCAGAGGACUCACACAGGAGAGAAGGAGUACAGCUGCUCGUAUUGCAGCAAGAGCUUCAGCAGGUCAGGACACCUGAAGCGUCACGAGCUGGUCCACACCAAAGAGAAGGUCUUCCUCUGCAGCCUGUGCGGUAAGACCUACACUGACCAGUCGUCCCUCAAAAAGCACCUGAAGAUGCACGCAGCCAAGGAGCAGAAGGCUCAGAGCGAGGCUGAAACAAACCCAGUCAAACCUUCAGGUUCAGAGACACUUUCAACACUGCUAAAAAUUCCUUAGAGGUGGAUAAUAUAAAAGCUGCUGCAACAGAAGGAGUACCUACACAGAGAGUUAGAGCUCCUUUCAAUUUUAUUGGGUAGGUUUCCUGAAGAAGACCUGUAAUAGUUCAACAAGUUGCUAAUAAAGGGAGCUGUGAUUCUACUGUGCAGAUACUCCUUCUAUUGCAAUUUAAUUUUUGUAUCCAGAACCUAACCCUCUGAGGUUUUGUGAAUGUGCACACAACUACUUCAAUCUGUGAUAUAAAAGUUGUAUGUGAUUUAAAAAAAUAUAUGAAGUCAUCUUUAAUCAAGGUCCACUUAGUAGAUUUUUUGUGAGCCUUCAACCACAUUUUAUGGCCUACAUCAGCAGAUGGAGUCCCAACACUAGUCCCACCCUGCCCUAUUCGCACCCCACCCUGUAUAAACCCAGUUGUUAUUCAGUGGUUGGUUAGAUUUUUUAUUUUUUUAUUUUUUUUAUUUUUUAAAGGUAAGGGGCUGUGUUGGUGAGACAAUGAAAUACAAUCAAGGGAGUUAGCUUUGAGUAACAGAUCCCUGAUUUUUUUAAAGGCUUAUCAGACACUCGAACACUAGCUUAUAAUAUUAUGAAGAAAUAUUUUUACAACUCUAGAAAGUUAUGGCAGUAAUUUAAAACAGUAGAAACACAUUACAAAGCAAACUAACAGAAAUGUGUGCGUGGAUGUGUUUGAUGAGCCAAUGCGGCGCCUUACCGGAUGAAUCAGUGGCGUUGCACCUCUCCAAUUAGUGAAGGAGGGGAGAUUUUUCAUGCAGCUCUUGUCUGUCUGAAUGUGGCCUAAAAGAUUGUAUUCUGUGGUUGAAAAAAAGCUGUAAGAGGACCUUGAGAUAAGAUGAUUUGUGAAACUACUGUUCCCAUGGUCACAAAUGAACCUUCAUGCUCAAACCUCGAUGUGAUGUUUGUGGUACAGUGCAAUACACCGUUAUAUUUGUUGUGAUUUAAUAGGUCAACAUAUUUGCCAAUACUGUAUAAAUUAUUUAAAUUUUAUCGAUAAACUCUAAUAUUCUCCAUGUAGUCUUCCGUCUCACAACACAGGGUAAGACUUACAGACAAAACAUGGGACCAUAAAAGAACAAGUCGGUCUUUUACACUUGCUGCACAUUUCCAAAAUGUUGGUGAUAUGUUUUGCAAGAAAAUUAAUUUUCAUCUGAAGUGUUUCUGAGGAAGACACUAAAUCACAGAUCCAGGUUUCUGUUUUCCAGCUAGUCCUGACCUUUGACCUCCUCUGUAAAGAGGACAAAGUUGCCCCACACACGGUCAGUUAAAAACAAUAAUGUUGUUUUAGAACAAAAUAGCUUUUACACACAUUUACACACUUUGUAGUAGCCAGAGGUUUAGACAUGUGUGCUCCACCAUCCUCAGUGCAGAUUAUUAAUAUAAUGCUGUAUAUAUAGCUUUAACUAUACAGUCAGCAGUCGGAUCCAUUAAACUGACACACAUGUAUUAAUGUAAUAACUUUGCUGAAAAUUAUGUUAGUGGACAUAAUCUGUGCUAAUUGACCAGCUUUCAAAAGCAAAUCAAUGAUUGUUUUUGGAAGCCAUACUGAUCUCAAAGAAUGUCGAGCUUCUACCGUAAGAGAUAUGUUGUAGGUUGUUCACUGUGCUGAAAAGGAAAUGUGUUCUAAAAAUACUUUUGACACACCGGAGAAGAAACUCUUGUUUUGAUGAUGCGGCUACUGUUUGUUGUGGCAACUGGUUGAUAUACCUGCAUAGCGGUUAAACUGAGUGUUUACUACUAGGAGGUUAUUGUGACUUAGUUUUGUGCAAUUUGUGUCCAAAAUAAAGAGAACCGUUAACCAACA